CAAACAUUUACGGGAGUAAACCAUCCAAACACAGCCUCCAAUCUUGGCAGUAGGGUUGAUCAAGAAGACACCGAGUCACCGACUCAGCCUAUUUUGACACAGUAAAAAUCUGACAUUUUAUAUACUCGCCGCCAACGGCGUAAACGCAAUUCUGUAUCCAAAAUCCAACCUUGGAAGAAAUGCCGGGUUUAACUUGCAACGCCUGCAACAAAGAAUUCCAUGACGAAUCGGACCAGAAGCUCCAUUACAAAUCCGAAUGGCACUGCUACAAUCUCAAACGCAAGGUUGCAGGAGUUCCAGGGGUUACAGAGUCUCUCUUCCUUGCCAGACAGUCUGUCAUCGCAGAAGCAAAGAAAAAGUCAACCGAAACUCCAAUGCUCUAUAAGUGUGGUGUGUGUGGGAAAGGGUACCGAAGUGCCAAGGCUCAUUCUCAGCAUUUGGAAUCAAAGAGCCAUUUGUUAAGGGCUUCACAAAUGCCAAAUCCUGAUGACGAUAGAAAUGUUAUAAUCAGACCUCUCUCGCACCUGAAUUUGGAUAGCUCCUCUCAUAAGGUAGAGGAGAUAGAUAUUGAUGAAAGUGAUGAGAGUGAGUGGGAGGAGGUUGAUCCCAUGGAAGAAGAUCCUUUGAUGCAACUCAAGCUUAAUGAACAUACUUAUAAUGGGAUUAUGCAAGAUGGUGAUAUGGAUGACGAGGGUUAUGAUGAAGAGCUGGAUCCAUCAUGUUGCUUCAUGUGUGAUUUAAAGCUUAGAACAAUAGAAAGCUGUAUGGUUCACAUGCACAAACAACAUGGAUUCUUCAUUCCUGAUGUUGAGUAUCUGAAGGAUCCUAAAGGCUUUCUGACUUAUGUUGGUCUCAAGGUUAAGAGGGACCACUUUUGUCUCUAUUGCAACGACAGAUGCCAUCCUUUCAGUAGUUUAGAAGGAGUUAGGAAGCAUAUGGAAGCAAAAAGUCACUGUAAAGUGCGCUAUGGUGAUGGAGGUGAUGAUGAAGAUGCAGAACUAGAAGAGUUUUAUGACUAUGCCAGCAGCUACGUGGACUCAAAUGGAAAAGAGCUGGUUGCGUCAGAUGACACUGGUUGUGGGGUUGAGCUCGGAAGUGGUGGGUCUGAGCUGAUAAUUAAGAAACGGACUGAUAACCGAUUGUCUACCAAAACAAUUGGAUCCAGAGAGUUUUUGCGGUAUUACCGCCAGAAACUGAGGCCUACUUGCGAGGGCGAUAUUGCUCUCACAGCUGCAUUAGCUUCCAGGUAUAGAAGCAUGGGGCUCGCAACCGUGCAGUCGAGAGAGAACAUGGUUAAGAUGAAAGUGCUGAAGGCCAUGAAUAGAUCUGGUCCUGAGGCCAUGCGCACAAAGAUUGGUAUUAGAAAUAAUGUCAUUCGAGUCCUCCCAAAGAAUGUACCAUACUAAACCUCAUCUAUAUUAUUGUGCUAGAGAUUUUCAUGCUGGUCAGCUUUCAUGUAUGUCCGUGGUGUGGGUUGAACUAAUUACUUCCGUGACUAAGAAAGUUGAACCUUUCAUAAAGUCUGUCCAAUAUGUGCUGCUGCUGCUGUAUUUGUCCAUUUUUUCCAUGAACGUUUGUGAGACUCAUAAUUUAUAAGGUCGUGGCGAUUCAUGGUCGGUUGCUCAUCAGUGUAUGAGCUCCCAACAUAAGUAGUAUGUUGCAUUGUCAAUGGUCAUUUUAUGUCUUGACUCUUGAGCUUUGAUGAUAUUUCGAUUCUACACAUUUGAAGUAUCUUAUAUGUAUACUUCGUGUCUCUAUUUUCACGCACAUUACAACUUUGUGUUAUGGCAUCAACAUGAGUGAAUGAAUAUACUUCGUAUGUGAUAUUGCCCUACAUGCUCUACACCCAAGUUUCCGGCAUCUCUUGUGUAACUAUAUUAGAUACUUUUUUACCGGUGGGCGUAGCUCAACUGGUAGCGAGUGAGUGCUACAAGGGUUAGGUCUCGGGUUCGAAUCCCGGCAACUGCGAUAAGAGGUUACUAUGUUGAAGAAUGCAUAGGGCCUCUGCAAGUACCGGGGACGGAGCCCCACUCUCUAUCUGUCAGGUUGUGAUUAUAGUCCAACUUACAUCUUCUCAUCGUGCUGUCCGGUCGGUGUUGGGGGACCCUCAGGGAUGGGGUGUCAUCCCUUUUUAUUAGAUAAAUUUCUUUUUAGAUCCCACACAUUAAUGAUUAAUGUGAAGUGCAAAGCACGUGAUUUUUAUAUGCUCUCCA
This is a messenger RNA of Cuscuta epithymum, 2213 nucleotides long. The record is from the annotation of a GenBank genome assembly. Lineage: Eukaryota; Viridiplantae; Streptophyta; Magnoliopsida; Solanales; Convolvulaceae.